CAAUUUUUUCUUGCUUUUUAAACCUCUUAGUAUAAUCUUUUUAUCAAUCAUAGUUUUCGAAAUGGAACCCAAGAAGAUUUCUUUUUUAAAACCACCCUUUUUUGUUUCUCUUUUUUGGGUGAAGUUGAAAGUCGGCUGAUUCUUUUUAGGGGGAGCUCACAGGCAAAAUUUAAUAAAUUGGAAACUAAUCUUUCGUUACCGUAUGCCCCAAAGUACUCUCAAAUUACUUCAAAUUAAAUUUUGACUAUUAGACCUACACAAACAGAUCUUUUCAGUCUCCUCCAAAUGAUCGAUUAAAUUACCGAGGGUAGAUUUACUUUUGCAACAUUUAUUUUGAAAAAGGAGAAAUUUACGUAGAAAUUCUGAAACUGACGCCACCAAAAGUGAAAAUUUGGUUAGCUUUGCAGUCAAGUUGAGCUAUUUUAAUUCCUUCGUACACUUCACCUCCCAUUUUUAGCUAAUUUAUUUGCCCCUCUCUCUUCGCGUCUGCCCUCUGUCGCCAAAUAUUCGACCAUAGCCUGUUGCCUUUUUUCUGACAUUUCCGCAGGUAACCUCUCAAAAUACAAGCGUUCACAUCUAUUAGGCUUUUAACAAAAAAAUCUCUUAGCUCCAAAUUUUUCCAAGUGACAUUCUUAAUGUAGCUAUGUCAUUUUUCAGACGUGAUAUAAACUAUUUGUGACUAACUAUCAUCAAAAACCAAAAACGUUCUGUCGCUAAACGCAUCUAAAAUUUCGAAAAGCAAUUUAUUAAAAAGCUCUUUUAUUGUUAAUUACUAGCAACCAUUAUUUUUUUCCAUGCAACGAGUUACCAUACUUUUAACUCCUGUGACGUUUUUUUUGUAGCAAUAUAAGGAACUAUUAUCUUAGAGAUGUGACACGUUUUAAGAAAUUGCUUCAUGCUUUGAGGGCGCGAUUUGUUCCUCUUAGCACUGUCUCAAAAUAUUUGCCUACUCUCAUCAAUCUUUUAAAAAGCUUUUAUGUGGAAUAAGCAGUUACAACCCGCUACCGACGUCACACGUCUUUUUACAAAUUUUCCUUCUCUUUUUUCUUUCUCUCUGCGCUCUCUAAAAUACUCCCAAGUGACCAUUUUACAAGCGAGAUGGUUCGAAAAAUUAUGACUUCACUUUUAUUCCAUUGUUGCCCUCAGCUCGAGCCAAUCCCGUAGGGCCUGCGCAGUAAUCAAGCGGAGCAAGGAUUCUGCGUACUUAACCGUUUCCAAUCAUAUCUAUAGACGAAAAAAAUUGCAUUUAAAAAGGUUAUAAAAUAUAUCCAAACAGUUCGCUUGACCAUUUGAUGAAAUAAAUGACCAAUCUUUCUCUUUUAAUGAAGCUCCGAGAAAACUGAAUGAACCUUUCAUAUUGGCUUUUUUCAUAAUUACUACAAUAACCUUGUUUCAGGCAAAAAAGUAAUUUCCAACUUCUCUUGAUCGAUACUCCAAUUUUUGAGUUAGUUAUUUCAUAUAUGGUUUUCAAAAAUCAAUUCUAAUUUUCAAUUACUUUUUCUUGCUGCGAAUUAAUUUUUAAUUUAUUUUUUCUUCCCUUAGAAAAUUGUGCAAUCUUCAAAUUUGAUCGACUUUUCUUCGGAGUUUAUUAAACUCUUCUCUCCGCCUUUAUAUCUCAAUUUGCUGACAUUUUCCAAUCAUUCAUAAAUCAACUAAUUGGCUGCAAUUAGGUUAGUAGGUAGCAUCUAACAUGGCUGCGACAAAACAGUUUUUCAACAAAAUUAUGGAUUCUGAUGUUGUUAAAACUGUUCGCAAAAAAUCGCAAGGAAACCAGUCGCAAAUAAGUGAUACUAGUGAAACAUAUUCGGUUAUUGCCACGGAAAUUACGAAAUCACCAGAAGAAAAAAUAAUCGAGCUAUAUGAUACAUUCCUGGAACAGGCACCUGAAAAUCCACAAAAACUGAAGGCUAAGUUCGAUGAUUUCGGCUUUAUAGUCUUCGGCCGAGCAAGUACAACAAGCAGCGACUCGGGAGAUUUCAAAGACAAAGAUCAGAAACGAUACAAAAAAAUGAGUGCCAAAUUAUCCAAGAUAAAAAACAAAUCGCCCGAUAGUAGACUAAGCAUGAGUGAGAAAAUUAGGUCAAGCAAGAAGUUCAAAAAAUGGAGCUACAAGGGUUUUCCGUUGGACCUACGAGACGAAAUAUACUCUUCAUUAGCUAGCUCGUACUGUACGAACGAAUCAUCAGACGUGUACGAGACGAUGGUAUCAUUCGGCCGAAAAAACUCGACGUUCAUUAGGCAGAUUGACGCGGAUAUCCAUCGAACACUACGUAAACAUUCGUUCUACUCGGAGCGAUACAGUACAAAACAAAAACAUCUUUUCAACAUUCUCGUUGCGUAUUCGGUUUUCAACCCUCAAAUUGGCUAUUGUCAAGGCCUUAAUUUAAUAGCUGCCAUUCUGCUCAUCUAUAUCAAAAAUGAACCCAAAACGUUCUGGGCUCUUCAUUGGAUUUUGGUUGACCCUUUGAACUCUCAUUUUGGAUUCAUGUGUCCAGGGUUCCCGAAAUACCAGUGCUUCGAAGACCAUUUUCGAAACAUCUUACGGCUUCAGUUAAAUGAUGUCUACGAGAACUUUGAACUGCAAAACAUCCCUUAUUCGGCGUUUUUGCCCAAGUGGUUUUUCCUACUUUUCCUCGAGGCUUUGCCAUUUGCUGAAUCGAUUCGUGUGUUUGAUAUUUUCAUGUUUAGAGGCCAAAUUGCACUAAUUCCUUUCGCCAUUACCAUUAUGCAAUAUUACAGAAAACACCUAGCUAAAUUAUCAAUGGAAAAUGUAAUUACUUUUAUACUAGAUGCUGUCCCUUCUGACAUUUACGUGGAGCGAGAUAAAUUGUUUUCCGACUUCAAGAAGAUUUUCAAGAAGUUCAAAAAACUGGGUCUGUGUUUGCCGCCGGCAGUUGAACGGCAUAAUGUUGAUAUCGAUUAUGAGUUUGGGCGAGACGCUUUGCGAGAAAUCGAGUGUGAAAAAGAGAGCAGAAGUCUUGAAAAAGAGAUUGUCGGUUCUAGUAAUGAGUUGCUCAUCGUCACUGAGGUUCCUGUGAUCGAAAUCGAUUCGUUAGAGGAAUCGGACGCAAAGUCCGAACAGAAGCCGGAGUGGCAAAAAUUUCCAGAAGCGCCAGAAAAGGGUUCAAGCUGUCAUCUUGAAGAAGACAGAGAAUCGGCCAUCUCCGGAACGUCAUCUGCAGUUUCAGUUACGUCAGAGAAAACAAACAUUUCUGAAAAGAUCGCCCAAAAAAUGCCCGAAUUGAUUAAAUUUAAAGACGCAAAACAGUCUUUACAAACAGGUUUUAAACGAACUUUUGAAAAACCAGCCGGUCUCUCGAAAAUUUUGACUCAUGCAUUUGCUACUUCAAGACCAAAAGAAAUCGAAUCAAGGGUAUAUUAUAAUGAAUCGAAACUUCAGGAUUCUAAAAGCAUAUCUAACCAAAGUAUAGACGUCAGGCAUCAUUAUCCAAGCAGGUCCGAUAGUCGAGAAGACAGCGUUGACUUAUUUGAUUCUGUGAAUAAAAUGCUGCUUCAUGAAAUACAAGCGGCAGGACUUAAAAAACGCGGAGCUAAGAGUAACUUAAACGUCAGAAAAUUGUCCAAUAGCUCUUCACAUAAAUCGCUUGAAACUCCUUCCAGCGGAUUCCAGCGAUCAAUGAGCGACGCAGUUUUGAAAAUGACUGAAACUGAAAUUAUUAUCCAGUUUAUUGAACAUGAAAACAAAAACAACUCUGAUCAGCAUCUUGCGAGUCCUUUACGUUGUUCGGAAGAAAAUGCACCUAGUGAACAAAUUUUUGCCGAGAAAAAUGACAAGAAAGAAGUAUUAUUGAAGAAAGAAUCUUUCAAUGACGCCGUUAUUACUCUGGUUAAAAACCAGAGCCCAAAAGAAGUUAAAUUCAAAAGUAUUUUGAACGAUUGCAGUCCAAAUGUUAAAAAGUUGAGCCUUUUGAGGAGUUUCCAGGCAACAAAAGACCAUUUCAUGAAUUAUUCUGAAGACGUUUGCUCAGUUAGAAAGUUCAAAAUUCCUCAAACUCUCUCGCCUCAUUCAAAUGAAAUGGUGAAAAAGAUCAUAUCUAAAACUAUUUCUAACGGUCAAAACGCAAAAAAAAUUGAAGCGGGUUUUGACAAUCCGAAAAUGGCCGACAAUGCUCUCCCAGUUUUAAAUGACGAAAACUAUGUGAGAGAAAAACUUGUCAACUCAUCAAACUCAAAUCAAUUCAACGAAGCAACAGCCAACGUUUCCUACGCCCCAGUUGAAACGGAUGAAGAAGAACCAGCGUUUGCCGGCGUUUUUCAAGGUGAACAAAUUUCGCACAUUACGCAAGAUGUUGAAAUUGAGCAUACAGUUAAAAAAGUUGUGAUAUCAAAAGAUGAUUUAGUCGAUGGAGAAACUUCAGACCUAAUUGCUGAAAAAACAAGCAUAUCGAAAGUCAUCCCCAAUACAGACACACAUAUUGAAAGCCAAAGAACAAAAAACUGUGAGAACGAACACGAAACAAAAAUUGUAAGGCCAAAAGCAGACGACACCGUUGAUAUAAACUCAUGUUCCGACGGAUCUGAUCAGACCAAGCUGGAAAAAUGAGCGCACUUAUAAAAACGGACAAUAUAAUAUAUCUCUAGUAACCAUCCAUGUUAGAUGUCGAAAAUCGUAUACUGCAUUCAGGGGCGGAUCUAGGAUUU
Messenger RNA from Symsagittifera roscoffensis, 4662 nucleotides. RefSeq names its product EVI5-like protein. Bases 1691 to 4564 code for a protein of 957 amino acids. The record is from RefSeq and is a predicted model, not a curated record. The transcript has 2 exons. NCBI's taxonomy places the organism in Eukaryota, Metazoa, Xenacoelomorpha, Acoela, Convolutidae.